AUGGCAGCAAAGAUUGCUCAAAUUAGUUCAAUCCACGAUCCCAAAGAAAAAGUGGAGAAGUACAAGCAAUUAAUCACUGAACUCUUCAACCAUCAAGACGUUAAAGGCUCCAAGGAGCUCAUAAGCCAUUUAUUGAGUACAGAAAUGCCAUUAGUCCACUCCAGACAAGUGAUAUCUUUCUUCGCAACUGCGAUGGAGUACCUGCAAAACGCCCCACUUAUAGAAGUUGCCAGCUUUACUCUAGAAUCCUUUGGACCUCGGUCUGCUGCUUUUGAAGAAGAGGAAGCUAAAAUAAGAGACCAAUUAGCUGAAGUCUACAGUGCAAAAAAGGAAUACCAAUUGGCAGCUAGAACUCUCUCUGCAAUUAAUCUAGAAGGAGCUUCACGAACUGUUUCAGCUGACGAAAAGGCAGAUAAAUAUAUUAAGAUUGCUGAAUACUACUUAGAACUAGAAGACGAGGCAAGCGCAGAUACAUUCAACUCUAAGGCAGGCAUGGUCAUCCACCUGUGCCAAAACAUCCAGCUCAAGCUUCGUCAUAGGGUGUGCCAUGCGAGGAUCCAAGACUUCAAAAAAGAUUUCUUGCAAGCAUCAAGGACUUAUUAUGCACUAUCUCAAGAAGGCCAGUAUGGAGUUGUGGAAAGCGACUUGUUGCAUCUUCUGCAGUGUGCGAUCACAUGUGCAAUUCUGGCAAAAGCUGGCCCUCAAAGGUCAAGACUUCUAGCAACUUUAUAUAAAGACGAAAGAGCGGUUCACUUGGAGACCUAUGACAUGCUUGAAAAACUAUUUAUGGAAAGAAUCAUUAAGAAACCUGACGUUGAUAGAUUUUCUGAAAAGCUGCAGCAACAUCACAAAGCAAAGUUGUCGAGCGGGUUCACUGUGCUAGAAACAGCUACUAUGGAGCAUAAUAUAAUCGCUAUAUCAAAAAUCUAUAACAAUAUCACUUUUGACGAGCUAGGAACUGUCUUGGAAAUUCCUCCAAAUAAAGCUGAAAAUCUGAUUGCAAAUAUGGUGCAGGAGCAUAGAAUUAAAGCAAUAUUGGACCAAAUCCAUGGUAUUGUUGAGUUUGAAGUCGAAAAUGAUGGUUUAUCUGAGUGGGGAGGACAAGUCGAGUCAUUGCUGCAGUCAGUCGAGAAGCUAGUAGGAGAUAUCUCUAAAAUUUAUCCAGUAAUGGCGUAA
This is a messenger RNA of Blepharisma stoltei, 1176 nucleotides long. The record is from the annotation of a GenBank genome assembly. Lineage: Eukaryota; Ciliophora; Heterotrichea; Heterotrichida; Blepharismidae.